AUGGAACUGCAGGAUCCAAAGAUGAAUGGAGCCCUUCCUGUGGAUGCUGUGGGCUACAGGCAGGAACGCGAGGGCUUCCUGCCCAGCCAUGGUCCUGCUCCUGGGAGGAAGCCGGUCCAGUUCAUGGAUUUCGAGGGGAAGAUAUCGUUCGGAAUGUCGGUGUUCAACCUCAGCAACGCCAUCAUGGGCAGCGGCAUCCUGGGGCUGGCUUAUGCCAUGGCCCACACAGGGGUCCUCUUCUUCCUAGCCUUGCUGCUGUGCAUCGCACUUCUGUCUUCGUACUCCAUUCACCUCCUGCUGACGUGUGCUGGUGUCAUAGGCAUCCGGGCCUAUGAGCAGCUGGGACAGAAGGCAUUCGGGCCUGCGGGGAAGGUAGCGGUGGCUGUGGUCAUCUGUCUGCACAAUGUUGGGGCCAUGUCCAGUUACCUAUUCAUCAUCAAAUCUGAGCUCCCCCUGGUUAUUGGCACCUUCCUGAACAGGGCCUCCGAGGGGAGCUGGUUCUUGAAGGGAAACUUCCUUAUCAUCCUUGUCAGUGUGUUAAUCAUCCUGCCCCUGGCCCUUAUGAAACACCUGGGCUACCUGGGGUAUACCAGUGGUCUCUCUCUGACCUGCAUGCUGUUUUUCCUCAUUUCGGUCAUCUAUAAGAAGUUCCAACUUGGCUGUGCUGUAGGCCGCAAUGAGACAGCAAUGGAGAGUGAAGCCCCCCCGGGGCUCAACAGCAGCUGUGAGGCCAAGCUGUUCACAGUCGACUCACAGAUGUCCUACACAGUGCCCAUUAUGGCUUUCGCCUUUGUCUGCCACCCUGAGGUACUGCCCAUCUACACGGAGCUCUGCCGGCCUUCCCAGCGCAGGAUGCAGGCCGUGGCCAACGUGUCCAUUGGGGCUAUGUUCUGCAUGUACGGGCUCACAGCCACCUUCGGAUACCUCACCUUCUACAGCAGCGUGGAGGCGGAAAUGCUGCACAUGUACAGCCAGGAGGACAUGCUCAUCCUCUGCGUGCGCCUGGCCGUGCUGCUCGCGGUGACCCUCACUGUGCCAGUCGUGCUGUUCCCUAUCCGCCGGGCUCUGCAGCAGCUGCUUUUCCCAGGCAAGGCCUUCAGCUGGCUGCGGCACGUGACCAUAGCCCUGAUCCUGCUUGUUUUGGUCAAUGUCCUUGUCAUCUGUGUGCCGACCAUCCGGGAUAUCUUUGGGGUUAUCGGGUCCACAUCAGCCCCCAGCCUCAUCUUCAUCCUCCCCAGCAUCUUCUACCUCCGCAUUGUACCCUCUGAGGUGGAGCCCCUUUUCUCCUGGCCCAAGAUCCAGGCUCUGUGUUUUGGCGCCUUGGGGGUCCUCUUCAUGGCGAUCAGUAUAGGCUUUAUGUUUGCCAACUGGGCCACAGGCCAGAGCAGUGUGUCUGGACACUGA
This is a messenger RNA of Propithecus coquereli (Coquerel's sifaka), 1404 nucleotides long. RefSeq names its product solute carrier family 38, member 5 (gene SLC38A5). Gene Ontology annotation, molecular function: glycine transmembrane transporter activity; L-glutamine transmembrane transporter activity. The record is from RefSeq and is a predicted model, not a curated record. The transcript has 15 exons. Gene Ontology annotation, biological process: glycine transport; L-histidine transmembrane transport; L-glutamine transport. Bases 1 to 1404 code for a protein of 467 amino acids. Lineage: Eukaryota; Metazoa; Chordata; Mammalia; Primates; Indriidae.